This is a messenger RNA of Haliotis rubra (blacklip abalone), 1768 nucleotides long. Its product is annotated as atrial natriuretic peptide receptor 1-like. Gene Ontology annotation, molecular function: guanylate cyclase activity; ATP binding; protein kinase activity. The record is from RefSeq and is a predicted model, not a curated record. Bases 227 to 1240 code for a protein of 337 amino acids. Gene Ontology annotation, biological process: cGMP biosynthetic process; intracellular signal transduction; protein phosphorylation. NCBI's taxonomy places the organism in Eukaryota, Metazoa, Mollusca, Gastropoda, Lepetellida, Haliotidae. The transcript is spliced from 10 exons.
AUGUGCUUCCUCCACGACAGCCAUCUACGUCGUCACGGUCGUCUGAAGAGCAGCUGUUGUCUGAUUGACAAUCGUUUCACUGUCAAACUGGCUGACUUUGGGCUGCAGACGUUGUACAGCAACAUCACCGUUGACAAAUCAUCCCAGGAAUAUCUUAACGAAUGUUUAUGGGCAGCACCGGAAGUACUACGGGGGUGACUUUGCUAAAGGAACCAAAGAAGCGGAUAUGUACAGUUUCGGCAUCGUUCUGCAGGAGAUAAUCACGCGAGAAUCUCCUUUCUAUAACGAGAUAUUGGAUGUAACUGUGUCAGAUAUACUUGCCAAGGUCAUCAAGGGAGGUAACCCUCCUAUGCGACCCAGCUGUGAAGUACCAAACAGCUUGACGGAGCUGCAUGAGCUGAUGCAGAGCUGCUGGGCAGAGGAUCCAGAGGGCAGACCGAGCUUCCAAUCCAUACGAAAAGACCUCAAGAAAAUACUCGCGCGUUUUGGUGAGUCCGGGAACUUGCUGGACUCCCUCCUGAGACGCAUGGAGCUGUACGCCAACAACCUGGAGAAGCUGGUGGAGGAGAAGACGCAUGAGUUGCGGGAAGAGAAGAAGAAGUCGGAGGAGUUGCUGUAUCAGAUCCUCCCCAGAUCUGUAGCUGAGAGGUUAAAGCGAGGCCUGAGAGUUGAGCCCGAGGAGUUCGAAUGUGUCACCAUCUACUUCAGUGACAUCUGCGGUUUCACCAACAUCUCCGCCAGGUCAAGCCCCAUGCAGGUGGUGGACCUCCUCAACGACCUCUACUCCUGCUUUGACGCCGUCAUCGACGCCUACGACGUCUACAAGGUGGAAACUAUCGGCGACGCGUACAUGGUUGUUUCUGGCCUACCACAGAGGAACGGAAACAAACACGCCGAACAGAUCGCCCUGAUGUCGCUGGCUCUUCUGAGGGCGAUAGACACGUUCAGGAUGCGCCACCUACCGGGAGAGAAACUCAAUCUGAGGAUUGGCUUGCAUUCAGGGUCUGUGUGUGCGGGAGUGGUUGGACAGAAGAUGCCGAGAUACUGCCUAUUUGGAGACACCGUAAACACGGCGUCUAGGAUGGAAUCUCAUGGAGAGGCUCUGAAGAUCCAUAUCAGCGACCCCACAAAACUGAUUCUGGACAACUUCCUCACAUUUAACAUUCAAAAGAGGGGCGACAUAGAGGUGAAGGGGAAAGGUGUGAUGUCUACAUAUUGGUUGCUGGCGUCCUCCCCCUAGUCUCCUGACACUGGCGGAAGAUCUCCCCCAAUCGUCUUUUGUGACUAGUGAUUAUUGUCAAUGUCAAACUUUCCUGCCUAACUUAUAUAAACAUUAAGUUUUCAGUCUUACAAAGUAUUGAAUAAGCACGACAUGGCCACUAGCUUUGGGAGGGAGUAAUUAAAGGAAGCCAUAGAACUUCACCCUGAGGAAAUUGGAAACGUGUGAAAUCCCUCAAUCAGUUAAGAUUUCAAGUAACGUGAAAAACGAAGCCUCGUUUGGAUACAGAGCUGCAGUUGAAAUCACCGCUCGAUGACUACCCUCAAGUGCCUCACCGAUGUGGUACCAACAGAGACAGAUUGUAAUAAUGUCGUCAUAUACUUGCAUGGUUCUUGAGACCGAUUGUGAUGAUGUCAUGUGAUGCCACUCCUACCUCAAAUGUCAUAUAUAUUCAAAGAUCGACUUAAUCUUUGAAGAAAACUUCAAACGGAGAAACGUUGUAAUUAAGUCGUUUCAUGCAUAUAUUUGCAUAAAUCUUUAUCAGUCCUG